Molecule: messenger RNA, 1391 nt
Organism: Daldinia vernicosa
Lineage: Eukaryota; Fungi; Ascomycota; Sordariomycetes; Xylariales; Hypoxylaceae
Exons: 1
Coding region: 150-1034 (294 amino acids)
Biological process (GO): protein histidyl modification to diphthamide
Molecular function (GO): metal ion binding
Source: RefSeq, a predicted model, not a curated record
GCCACUUACAAGUUACAACAAUGGAAUUUGCCUCUUAAUAUGAGAACGUCAAACCCGCACCAGAUCAAUAGAUCCAACAGAUAUAGUUGACUACUAAUUCGUUUCAAAAAGAAAAAAGAAAAAAAUUGUGUGAAUCUAAUUCCGCCGGCAUGGCCCCUCCUAUAUCCAAUACAUCAGCCGAGCCCACGCUCUACGACAUCCUGUCGCUAACCCCCAAGCACCUAGCGGGCCAGGCCGGCAUAGCCCAGCAGCAGAAGAUCGUGAAGCAAGCAUACCACCGCGCGCUGCUAAAAUACCACCCGGACAAAUCAGCCAGUGGCAACCCUCCCGAGGGCAGCAGAACAUCCACCCCAACACCUUCUGCUUCUACUUCUACUUCUACUCCCUCAAAGCCAGGUCCCAAACAGACAUCACAACCGCGCAUCACAUACACCGUAGACCAAAUCCAGCACGCCUACGCCGUCCUCUCAGACCGCAAGCAGCGCGCAGACUACGACCGGGCUCUGCGCACCGCGCCCUCCCAGCGGCCCUCGCAGUCUUCCUCCUCCUUCCAGACGGGCGUCGAGACCGUCGAUCUAGACGACCUGGCGUUCGACGAGCGGACGGGGGUGUACUACCGCCCCUGCCGCUGCGGCAACGCGCGCGGGUACGCGUUUACCGAGGACAACCUCGAGGAGUUCGAAGACGACGGCGUCUUGAUGGUCGAGUGUCUCGACUGCAGUCUCUGGAUCCGGGUUUUAUUCGCCGCGGCUGAUGAUGACGAUGACGAUGACGAUGAUGGUGAUGGUGAUAACGACGAUAACAACGUCGUAGCUACUACCACCAGCCUCGCGAGAAGCGCCAGCACUACAGUUCGCUCGGCGGCCGUCGCACUAACGAUAGGAAGAAGCGCAGACGCCGUCACAUCGGCAGGGGAGAGACGGGGCAGCGGCACCGGCAGGAACUACACGUUUAACUGGAGUUUCAACUGGGGCCUCUCAUUAUCGGGGUCCGCGACGGCGGGGACCAGCACAAGCAGCAGUUCGCGGAUGUAGCAGCUGGCUGCCAAGAGACAUCGGGAUAUAACCCAAUAUCUAUCACGAGACAUGGAUUCGUUGUAGAUGUCGUCACAACUUGAUCCGAUAGGCUCGCUUUCGCUUCUACCCCAACAGAUGAAAUAUAUCACGUGGCCUGGACGUCUACAUCUAAAUCGAUGGAAAAGGUGAUUUACUAUUGUGGUAUACUUACAUAGUACGAAGGGCAUAUUAGGAGUACAUACUGGGUAGUAGGAGAGAGUGCGUGGAGCGUGGAAUUACUCGGGUAUGAUAUAAUGUGAAUGAUUAACGAGCUAGCAGUAUAAUCAAAAAGGGCAAGAUAUUAUCUACCCGUACAGUGAAAGGCUUACAGAUACU